This is a messenger RNA of Stereum hirsutum FP-91666 SS1, 2223 nucleotides long. RefSeq lists its product as uncharacterized. Bases 1 to 2223 code for a protein of 740 amino acids. Gene Ontology annotation, cellular component: plasma membrane. Gene Ontology annotation, molecular function: high-affinity potassium ion transmembrane transporter activity. The transcript has 18 exons. Gene Ontology annotation, biological process: intracellular potassium ion homeostasis; potassium ion import across plasma membrane. Lineage: Eukaryota; Fungi; Basidiomycota; Agaricomycetes; Russulales; Stereaceae. The record is from RefSeq and is a predicted model, not a curated record.
AUGUUCCACAGAUCCUCUCGCACAAGAAGUUGUUCAGACAGCCAACUCAAUUUCUUUCGCAUUCACCUCCUAGUCUUUCUUUUCGUCCCGCUAGUUGCCAGCGGCGCGUUCUAUAGAAUCAAUGGAGAGUUCCACAUCUGCUAUAUAGACUGUCUGUUCCUUUCUGUUUCUGCCUUCACUGGGACUGGCUUGACCACAGCUAUGCUCUUUGUUCUGAUGAUCUGCGGUGACGUGACCGUCGUAUCAUGGGUCGUGGUCCUCGUACGAAAACACUACUUUCGCGUACAUUGCGAGGCCGUCAUACGCGAAUCCCGUCAACGAUCAAGAUCGCUCAAUCUGACACGCCGACUUGGUCUCUCUCGUCUUUUUACUUCCGGUCUCACUAACAUACUUAGUGGCCGGAGCGACGUUCAGCACCUCCAAGCCCAUCGUUCAACCCAUGAUGGUGCGUAUGCCCGAACGGAGUGCAGUAUCGGAAGAGCUCUCGCAGGAGGGCCCUUUGCCCCUGGGCCUGCCUUUCCACCACAGUCGGGACAGUCAAUGAACAACUCAUAUCACCGCCACGAUCUCAGUCGGGUUGCAUCACCAGAGAGUCCCACGGAUGCGGCACGCAAGGACGGGGAGCACACGGCUAUGGUUGACAUCCAUUCGCCCGCAUGGUCAGCCCGUUCGGACCUCAAAGAACUCGUCCCCUCACCAGAGGUCCAAUUCGCCGAGCAAGCCGCUCUCAAGGCAAAAGAUCAUCGGUCACUUCGUUAUCGAAAUGGACGAGUGAACGUCAGAAAGACUACGGUCAUCAUUCCAUCACGCAACGAUGUAAAUCUCGAGCAGCUCGGCAACAGGCCUAAGGAUCAAGAUUUUGGGGGUUUUCCGGGACCCUUUCGAAUUGCCCGUUUCCUCCUUCGGAAAUAUGCACCAGCGCUUUAUGACUACGCUCAUCGUCUGCUCACCGUGUCACCAGUUCGUACUGCGACAAAUGGCGCGCAUUCAGAGAACAUGGAGGGGUUUUCGCAGAUCCUCUCCAGUCUGAAGGUAGGAAGGAAUGGAUACUUCUAUACAGAUGAGCUCACGGACGAGCAGCUGGAAGAGCUUUGCUUGUUAGAGUAUCGGGCAUUGAAGGCACUCAGUUACAUCGUGAUGAUGUACUUUGUCGGCGUGCAACUCGUAUCUUUCAUUCUCAUUUCAGCGUGGCUUUAUUCCACGUCUGAGUAUGAUGAUCUCUUCGAGAGACAAGAUCAUCCAGUUUCGAAAGCAUGGUUUACGGCUUUCCAAGUCGUCAUCACCAUGGGAUUUGCAAAUAUCUGUGGAAAUACUACGUAUGGUUUGACGCAAGUAACGAGUUAUUGCGCCAUUCAGCCUACCUUACGGAUUGUCUCAAAAGCCGUCAAGAAUGACUGUCGAGACAAUAAAACUCUGCCAUUUCUGCUCACGUAUCCUCGGAGGGUGUUCCAAUGGUCUAUUUUCUUCGUCCUCAACUCAGGUUUGGACGCUUUUGACUCGCUCAGCUUGGGAGCAAAAGUGGCCUCUGCGUUUGUACAAUCGUUCGCGCAAGUCUUUCCCCAGCAUUUCAGUGGGUACUUCAUCAGGCAGAUACGCUCGCACGUUAUCCUUCGGAUACUGAGAGGCUUUAUAUGGCGUAGGGUCUUAUGCGUUGGGACGAUGUACCUCGCUGCAUACCCUGUCGCGCUCUGUGUCCGGUCGACCAAUGUGUAUGAAGAGCUCGACCUUAGAGUGUACAAAGAAGAAUACAACAACAACAAGAAAGCCCUCGGUCAUCCCGAAAAGGAAAUGACUCCGAAGAGAGAAAUGAUAGCGAAGUAUUUUAGGUGGCACUUAGAACGGCAGAUGGCGCAUGAUCUCUUGUGGCUUGUAUGCGGCAUAUGGGUGGUUUGCAUCAUAGAGCGGAAGAGCAUCAUGGAUGCGAAUGUUCCAUGGUUGAAUGUGUUUACAAUAGGCGAGUCCCUUUGCCGGCUCGCGACCUUCAUUAUCCCACAUCAGGUCUUUCCCUUUGAGAUGGUUUCUGCCUUCGGUGGUGGUGGACUAUCAAUUGGCAUCCCCAGCCAGAACUAUGCUCUUUCAGGGGCUUUCUCGACCCCGUCGAAGAUUAUCACCUGUAUUAUGAUGCUAAAGGGACGGCAUAGGGGCUUACCGGUUGCUGUCGACCGUUCAGUUUUACCUCCAGACGAUAUCUUACAGAACGGAGGUGAGCCUGAGAUCAAGUGA